Solanum stenotomum is the source of this 604-nucleotide messenger RNA. Its product is annotated as small RNA-binding protein 11, chloroplastic. The transcript is spliced from 4 exons. The coding region runs from base 81 to 470 and encodes 129 amino acids. Gene Ontology annotation, molecular function: RNA binding. Lineage: Eukaryota; Viridiplantae; Streptophyta; Magnoliopsida; Solanales; Solanaceae. The record is from RefSeq and is a predicted model, not a curated record.
AAAAUCUAAUUACUUCAAAGUCCAUCUCAUUCUUCACUUUGACAUUCAGCUUUCACUCUCUCUCUCUACGCAGCACAACAAUGGCUGCCUUGAGAAAAUUAUUAUUACCCAAAAAUACAAGUGUUGUAAUAUCAAACUCUGCAAUUUUCCUUUCUCGCAGAGGCAUAGCUUCUAAGCUAUUUGUUGGAGGCCUCUCAUUUUACACCACAGAGAAGGCACUGUCAGAGGCAUUUUCUCAACAUGGUCAAGUUAUUGAAGCUAAAAUUGUGACGGACAGAGUCUCAGACAGAUCCAAGGGUUUUGGAUUUGUCACCUAUGCAUCUGAAGAUGAAGCGGAGAAGGCCUUGCAAGAAAUGAAUGGCAAGCCUCUUAAUGGACGAGUUGUCUUUGUGGACUACGCAAAGCCUAAAACUGAUGGUGGUGGCAUGCCAAUAGCCCGAGGUCCCCCUGAGCCACCAGUAGAACAAUGAAAGUUACCAAACAAACCACUCUGACUGUGUGCUGCUAGAGUUGCAAGCCUUGCUCUUGCAAAAUGAUUAAUCUGGAGAGCGUCGUUUCUCGUUUGGCCGGCAACCAAGAACUAUACAAAUAUAUUGUAAGUCAC